GCAGCGCUCGCAGGCUGCACCGUACGCCGCUCGCUGCGUGGCAGCCCAGUACCCUGCGCUAUAUCCUCUCUCUGCGUGCUAUAGCUCAAUCCUACUAUCCGAGCCCGAGCGAUGUCUCACCGCCCACACCCACACCCGAUUCUCAAGCGGGACUCUUCUCCGUUCCGGACACCAGCCCUCCCGUUCUCGACCUGUGGCCAGCCCCUGUUCUCUCCCCACGUCCACUUUCCUCCCACUCCACGGCUCGUCGCCGGCACAUACCCCGCGCACUCGCCCACUACCUACGACCGCGCACCCAUCGCCGUCACGCCAAAUAUCUGCCAGCUCCCGCGCCGCGGCGAGCGCACCGUCCGCGCGCCGUCCCGCAGCGAGAACGUGAAGGGGAGCUACUUCCACCCGCGUGCGUACGAGGCGUGCAAACCCGAGCCUCUCAACGUGCCUGGCACCCCGUUCGCGCUCCCGUCGACGCCCCCGCUCAUCCAGGACCUCUCGCCCUCGGACGAGUCCGAUACCACCGUCACCACUCCCCCCGACCCCAACCUCACCGCGGCGAUGGCUGGGUGUCCCAUGCCGCUCCACCUACCGGCCACACCCGUCAAUCUCCCUCCGACCCGACGCCGUCCGCUCCCGGAUAAGGCAGAUGUGGGUUCUCCACCGCCCGCAGUGCGCUCGCCCCUUGGGGGGAAGACGCAUGGCAGGGCUCGCCGGCCAAAUCUCGUCCGUAAGGAGACGCGGCAUGAUGGGCGGACGGUCUCGUUCUCCCCCGACAUGGACGAGGGCUGCCUCGGUGGCUUCUGA
Molecule: messenger RNA, 798 nt
Organism: Trametes versicolor FP-101664 SS1
Lineage: Eukaryota; Fungi; Basidiomycota; Agaricomycetes; Polyporales; Polyporaceae
Exons: 2
Coding region: 112-798 (228 amino acids)
Source: RefSeq, a predicted model, not a curated record